GAGUGGGAAUCGGAGUCGUUCACGCCGGCUACGAAAGGCGCCUCGCCCAUCACCUAGGUGCACACAGCACACCGUCCCUACUGGGGCUCGUUAACGGCAAAAUAACCUUCUUCCACAACGCCGUCACUCGGGAAAACCUGCGGCAGUUUGUGGAGAACCUCCUGCCGGGCAAUCUCGUCGAAAAGAUUACAGAUAAAAACUACAUCCGCUUUCUCUCCAACUGGAAGAAAGAAAACAAGCCCCACGUCCUUCUAUUUGAUCAUACGCCGGCCGUGCCGCUCUUAUACAAGCUGACGGCCUUUGCAUACCGAGAUUACCUGUCCUUCGGUUACGUGUACGUCGGACUGCGAGGCACCGAAGAGUUGUCCAGUCAGUACAACAUCAACGUCUACACUCCCACCAUGAUGAUCUUCAAGGAGCACGUCGACAGGCCCGCCGACGUUGUGCAGGCACGAGACAUGAAGCAGCAGCUCAUGGACGACUUCCUUUCCCAGAAUAAGUUCCUCAUGGCCGCCAGACUCGCCAACCAGAGGCUGUUCCAGGAGCUGUGUCCCGUGAAGAAGUCUCACCGGCAGCGAAAGCACUGCGUGGUCUUACUGACCGGAGAAGGCGAGAAGUUUGCCGAGGCUUACGAGGCAUUUUUGACGUUUGCCGUGGCCAACACGAAAGACACGCUGAAGUUUGCGCACGUCUACAACGAUCGGCAGCCGGAAUUUGCGGAUGCCUUGCUGACGGAGGAGGAGAAGUAUCGGGGAAAGUCAGCUGUGGUCAUUUUGGAGAGACGCAAUAACGCAGGGAAGGUCGCCUAUAAAACCUUGGAGGAGGCCUGGCAGGGCAGCAAAGAGGACAACUUCAUCCUCCUGGAUCUUCUGGACCAGCUGAGGACAGACCCCGGCCUUCUCUCUUCAGAGACUGUCUUGGCAGACUUGAACGACGAACUCGCUCCCAUGUUCCUUAUCCGAUGGCUCUACUCCACGCUGGACUAUAUCUCGGACUGCUGGGACAGCUUGUUUCACAGUAACUGGUACGGACUGGGCGGGAACGAGUCUCG
This is a messenger RNA of Cariama cristata (Red-legged seriema), 1051 nucleotides long. It is a transcript of the gene DNAJC16, whose product is annotated as DnaJ (Hsp40) homolog, subfamily C, member 16. The transcript has 7 exons. The record is from RefSeq and is a predicted model, not a curated record. The annotation marks the transcript as partial. Lineage: Eukaryota; Metazoa; Chordata; Aves; Cariamiformes; Cariamidae.